Messenger RNA from Caenorhabditis sp. 36 PRJEB53466, 616 nucleotides. NCBI's taxonomy places the organism in Eukaryota, Metazoa, Nematoda, Chromadorea, Rhabditida, Rhabditidae. The record is from the annotation of a GenBank genome assembly.
AUGGCUCCAAGCACCAAGAAUAAAGGCGAUAACAAGGUUGCUGCUGUGAAAGCCCCAAUGACUGGAGGAGUUAUGAGAGCGCACCGGUACCGACAUGGAGUCGUGGCCCUUCGAGAGAUCCGAACAUACCAACAGACUGGGGACCUUCUGCUCCCAAAGCAUCCGUUCCAAGAGCUGUGCAGAGAGAUUGCACAGGAUCAGGCGGCGGAUAUGCGUUUCACGCAGGAGUUCUUCGAGGCUCUUCAGGUUGGUUCAGCGCUGUAAUAGAAGAGUUCUUCAUUGAUGACGCUGUAUCUCAACUGUCGGUAGAGAAAUCAAAAAGUUGUCAACUGAUGAAACAUUCACAAUGUCUUUUUAAACAAUUUAUUAGUGGACAACUUUUUGCGAUCUCUACCGGCAGCCUAGAUAUACUGUCUUGAAUGAACGGCAUUGUAUUUUGAUGAUCUUCUAAUACAGUCUAAUAUUUGAUAACUUGCAGGAGGCCGCCGAAGCUUUCCUCGUCCAGGUUCUCAGUGAAUCCAACCUCGCGGCCAUCCACGACGGAAGAACGACCAUCAAGACGAAGGACAUGAAGUACGUGGUCGAAUUUCUGAAAAGAGUCCAGAAGAAGGAAUAA